UGUCCUGAAUGCACGUCGAACCAUCGAUUUCCGCGUGUCGUGGCCACGUGAUCGCGCUCGAUCGCCGUGCAGCUCUCUGUCCCCGUGUCAACCGGCUUCGUAUCGUCGCGAUUCCAGCCCGGUAACAGCCAACGACGCCGAUCGAACGAGUUAUCGUCGUGUAUCGCGGAUCGAUCGUCGAGAAUCGAGGCUUUAACGGUAUCCGUACGCGCGGACAACGCGAAGCAGCGGGAAACCGGAGAUCGAAGGUCGACUCACGUGGCCAGAGCACCGCUGGAUGCACCCACCGGGAUACACGGCCGGUCUCGGUGCUAUUUCGACGAUGAACACUAGCGGCGAAUGAAUGGGAGUGGCCAGCAUUCCGGAGUGUAAAGAUCAGCAGCGGGCUUGCGAUGAAUGGAACGCUUUAGGAACGGUCCGGAAAAUGGAUGUCACCAAUAAUGUAACCGAGGACUUUGUGACGGUGGUGAACGUCGAGAGCCAGCCGCAGCCGGAAAAUUUCGUCACCGUGUUGUCCAUCGGCAGCGGAAAGAAGGAGGACGAGCCACCACCCGCGACCUUGACCAAGAGUCAAGUCGGCGGGGUCGACGGGCCCCUCGAAGAGGAGGUCGAGGUGUUCAGGCUGCCGGGAGAACGGCUGGGGUUCGGACUGAAGUUCGAAGGAGGAAACAAGACCUCGGAACGCGUGAGGAGGCUGUUCGUACAGAGCUGCGCGGACCAAAGCCCGGCUAGCAGGGCAAAGUGUUCAUGGGGCACCCUGGGGGAAGGCGACGAGGUACUCUCGAUCGACGGUGUACCAGUGACACACAUGACUCGGCUGGAUUGCGUGAGGAGAUUGAAGGAAUCGCAGCUGGUUAUCAAGCUAAUGGUCAGGUGCAGGGGAGCGCUCAGGCCUGAAGUUGUGAGCGCCGAGAAAAAAAGUUCACCGGAGAAGAGCAAAGUGCCUCCGGAACUGCCCUUGGCGCCUCCGCCGGUUCCGCCGCGAAAGCUCAGGCAAGCUCGUGGCUCCGCGGACGGCGAGGCCAAUCCAAGUCCUGUGAAAAAGUCCUGGAACGGAACCAGAUCCCAGAACGGUUCCCAAAACAGUUCCCCCGGAUCGCACGACUGCAAAUCCAGCGCGUACGACAGCUGCGAGUCCUCGCCGAAGAGCACCAAUGGAUCCGUCCAGGAGACGCCGAAAGGAUCGCCGAAGGAACGUUCGCCGGAACUCGCGAAAUCGAAACAGGAACCACCGGAAGCGAUGGUGUAUCUGGACGCUAGAUCGCAGUGCGGUUCGACGCACGGAAGCACAUCCGACGACACCGGAAGCUCGAUGUCGACGGUAAUCGACCGGUUCUCGACGUCCGACCGAGUGUCGACCAUCUCUACCGCCUCGACUGCUUCCACCGCGUCCGAACAACCCGGCGAACCUUCCCUGAGGACCGACCACGAGUUCGAUCGAACCUCGGAUCGCGAUUUCCAAUUGUCCAAAGCGAUCUGUCCGUUCGAGAACUUGGAGGGCGACUACUCGUCGAAUCCGCCCGACUACCUGCUGCGUCGGCUGGCAAACUCCGAGGCAGUGACCCACGUCGAGUCCCGAGGCGAAGUGGAGAGGAUCACCGCGGUGGUAGCGCCGAACACGGUGUUGAUCGAGGAAACGAUCACCUUUCAGCCGCCGUUGAGCUUCCAGGACGCGCCGCUGAGCUACGGCCACGAGGCCAGGCCGGAUCUCUUUUACACGGCGGACCUGGCCGCCGACUCGACCACGCAUUUCAGGCCAAUUAAAGACGACGUCGAGCUCGUCGAGCGCGUCAACGGCGGCCACGAGGAAUUCCGCACGCCGGACGCUGAGAAACCCAAGGAAACGCAACCCUCGGACAAGACGCCUCCGCCUCUGCCGGCGAGGAAUCACGUUAACAGGAUCACCGUCAAUCAAACGACGGGCAACGAACGCUCGAUCGAGCCUCGACCGCGGAAAUCGUCCGACGCAUCCGAGACCACCGAUGGCCAACCAGAUGUACCGAUUCUGCCGCCCAAGCCGCUGCCAAGAAGGGACGUCAAGGUCAGGCGGAAGAGGCCACCCCCGCCGCCUCCGCCGCCCACCGCCGUGCCUCGAACGGAAGUCAAGCCGGAGACCAAACAAACGAGCUUCGAGCCGGAGGAACCGUCGAGUCCGGAAAUAGUUGCUUCUAAGAAGGUGGACGACUCGGUUGCCAAAGCAAAGCCGGAGGAUAGGUCAAAGGCUCUCGAGAGAGACGAGGCAGAGAAAGGUUCGGCGAACCAGAACCAGAACCAGAGCAACGAGUCCGAUCCGGAGAAGCAGAGAAACGACGAGACGGAAGACACCGAGUCAACCGAGAAUUACGAUUUUCUCGAGGACGACGGUGUCCAGAGGACGAACAAGGUGUUCGAGAUAAUCGAAAUAAGGAAGGCGAAAGCGAUGUCGCCUUGGAAGAGCAACUCAUUUUCGCAAAACGACGUGGACGAGGAAAGUAUCGACCACGACGAAGAGAGAAUGCAGGUGGAGAUUGUCGAGAGCUACGAGAGACCUAAGCCGAAACUUAGGACCGCGGUCACGAUCUCGACGGAAGCGGAGGAUUCGGGGGAGGAAAGCGACGAGGCGAUCACGAGAUUCAACGAUUGCAUAGACACCCAGUACGACAGACAGUCGAUCAGAAACGAUCAUUUGGAUCGUUCGCCGGAGACGACGGGAUUCGGGAGACAGGAGAGCGACGAGGAAGAGUCGUAUAGAUCUCUCAACGACGUUGAUCGUGAUCUACGAAAUUUGGAAGGGAAUCGAGGCCGGGACGAGCAGGGAUCCGUCGAGGACGACGAAACCAGCGACGAGAGCGACGACGACGAUUAUUAUUGGCAAAGUAACCUGGCUACGAUCGGCGAAGAAGAGGAAACAAAUUCCCUCGAGUACGCGACCGCAGACAAAGAGGGAAGCGACAGCGAAACGAAUCUGACAGAGAACUCAGAAUGCCUGGAGUCACCGACCAGUAAGAACGACGCAUUCAACUCAAAAGCACGGAAUGACGAAGUAGACAACGCCAACGGAAUCGCCAACUUCUCCGAGACAGGGGCUGAAAAUCUCCACGCAGAGACGGUAAAUGGUAGAAUGGACAACUGCGGAGGCGGUCAGCGCCUACCCCCGGACGGGGACGAGUUUCCAGCAGCGUACCAAGAGUUCGGCGGCAACAACCAGCAGUACCGAUUCGUGACGACAUCGACGACGACGACUAGUGCGUCGACGAUGACCGCGAACGGCGGUCUCGUCUGCAACGAGAGCGAGUCGUUCGUCGGCAACGAGAACUUGAAGCUGAUCGAGAGCAACGCGGUCAGCUCGGAGAGCAUAAUUCUGUCCGAUAGCAGGGUGAACCGAGUCGAGAACGUCUGUCAGGAGGUGAGCAAGGUCGGUCUGCCGAGCAUCGAGAUAAACGGCAAGACCAGCGUCGAGAGCGUGUGCCAAGACACGAGCGCCUCCGUUCGAGAGUCCCGCGUCGACGAUGGCAAACCUUAUGUCGCGGACGACUUUGUUAAAAAAACCACGUCCGUGACCAACUAUUCCAGCUACGGGAAUCAGGGUAACGGUAACGUCCUACUAUCGGAGAAGAAGAUCGAAAUCACCGGUUACUAUCACAAAGACGCGUCGGUUAUCGAAGAAGUCCAGGACCACGAGAAAGAGCCGUUGGAGACGCCACCGCCUCUGCCGCUGACAGGCCCGCCCAAGAUGGAGACGAUCGGACUGUACGCGAGGAACACGGAGUCGCCGCAGAAGAAGUACUCGUUGAACGGCCAGCUCCGGAGGCAGGACGACAAAUCCGAGAGGUCCGUCAGGGACAAGAUCGCCAUGUUUUCGUCGCAGAGCAGCCUGGACGGGCCCCUGUUUCCGAACGCUGUCACGGUGGCAGCCGCGACGAACAACUGCAGAAGACUGUCCAAGUACAAGUCCACGGAAGACGUAUGCAGCGACGAGAAGAAUCCGGGACAAAAGGAGAGGACCUCAUUCUUCGCGGACAGAACGCAGAGUUCCUUGGACUUGACCGAUUCUGGCAGGAACGUCGGCCAAGAUUCCGGUAGGAAGUACGGGCAAAGGUCGCCCAGCGUGCCUCAGAGUCCGUUGUUAGCCUCGCCGACGAUUCACGUUUCGAAAACGUUCCCCGUCGUUCCGCCGAAACCGCUGAUAAGCACGUUCGAGAAAUCCAAGAGCUACGCUUCGAACGCAACGCUGUCCGGUAGCCCGCAAAACAACGUCGCCAGCAAUCAGAAUUCUUCGAACGUGCCACUGAAACCCGUCACGGCGAUCGCCCGCGCCACCAGUUUCUCCGGAUCGACGCCAUACGGCCAGGAUCGCGUCUCCAUGCCCAGCGACCUCUCCGCCAUCUCGCAGAUCUCCAGGACCAACUCUCUCGCCUCCACGUUCAGAAGGCCCAGCGAAGACGCCAGGAGAAACAGCCUGAAUCAGCUGAUCGAGCAGAGGAGGAGGUCGAUAUCCAAGCUCAGGGGUCUGGUCAUCCCGGAGAAGGAAGCCAUACCCAUCGACGCGCCCAUCGUCGAUCUGCCCGAGAUCAAGUCGCGGGAUUCCAUUCUGUUGCAUCAGCUACCGAAAGCCAACAUACAGGAUAAGUGGGGUUCCCAGAGUUCUCUGGCGAGUAACGCGAGCACGGCGAGCAUGCCCCUGAAAGCCACGACGUCCUUCAAGAUGCCAGCUCCUCAGAUACACUCGAAAUACUCUCCGGCCUUCAAAAGGAAAAGCCUCGCGGUUUAUGGCUCGUCGUCGUCGAAUUCCUCUGUGAACGGCAACACCGUGAAAACGUCCCAGGCGACUCCGACGACCCCGACGAUGUCCUCCGAGCCGCCGAAGAGUCUGGAGAGCAUCUGCAGCCCCACGAGAAGCGAUUACAGCUUCGAGUACGCGUCGACGGCCAGUUCGCCCGAGGGGCUGCGCAACAGACCGAAGGCUGUACAGAGGAAGACGCGAAUAGACUACGACGACUCGGACAACGAUUCCGCGGUGAGCAGCUCGCAGAGCAGCAUCUCCCGGGGUUUCAGUCCUCCCAUGUCACCGGUUCCCUCCGAACGAUCCACCGUCUCGUCCGAGAGAUCGUACGUCUCCACCGAGACCAACUACCGAAAUCGAGCUCUGAUCAUAGACAGCCCGACCAGAACGUACGCUCGGGAGUCAAGCGCUGGGGAGUACGCCAGAUCGAGCAUCCUCGCCGAGAGAACGUUCGCCUCGGAGAGGUCGUCGUCCAGCAGCAGCGGUUCCGACCCGAGAUCGCCGCAGCCGAUAGAGUCGAUCGCGAGGAACUCCCAGAUACCGCAAAGGCAAUUGAAACGAUCCAACAGCACCGAAACGAACUGCAGCACCUCCUCCACCUUGACUUCCGGUUCCCAAGCGAGCGCGGAGUCUCUCUCCAGAAGGGUGCUGAAGCCCCAAAGCGUAGAGGCCAUAAAUCGCAAGAACAUCUUGGCGAGCGCCAGGUGUCGAAGCGGAAGAGACCUGAACGGAUCGCCGCUGAUCCAACGGAAGUUCGCCGACGAGGAACGUCGCUCGAGCAUCGCGGAGAACGGCGACGACGCGCACCAGAAGAAUCGCGUGAAGGCGGUCUCGAGCCCGCAGGACGUAAAGAUCGCUUACAUAGAGGUGACGGACACGUUCGCGGACGGUAACUCGUUUCAAAAGGAGGAAGAACCCAAGCUGCCUCCGAAGAGGAGCGUCCCGCCGCCGGUCGUACGACCACCCAAAUCUGAAAUGCUACAGCCCUCGAACGACCUCAAGAUGUGGGUGCGCACGGAGGCCAAGGCUCUCGCCAAGUCCGCGGAGAUGAAAGCAGCCAACAAGGUCGAGAAAAAGCCUCACAUCGCGGACGUUGCCCCUGCAAAUAAAACGCCGAAGAACAACAAAUCGAACGCGGUUGAACAGCAGCUACUCGGUUCGCCGACAAAUAGAAAUAACCCGAUCAACGACGAGUCCGAUCCGAUGGAAGUUUCCAGGCAACGAUUCGGCUCGGGCGUGCCAUCCAAGAGGCCAUCCGAGGACCAGAACGACCUUCUGACGAUCCUCACGACAAAGAGUAGAUCCAGAUCGGCUAUACACGUGGACGAAGGCAGCUUCGGAAGAUCCAAGAGCCAGAUGAGCUUGGAGGACAUUCUGAACGCAAAGGCGGAUGUGAAGUUAUCGCGUGCUCAGAGCGUCGAGGGACGAGCCGAGAAGAGUACCGUUCUGUCCGCUACUCAAAGUAGAUCUCUUUGGGAGUCCAGGGACAGUCGAUACGCUAGGCGAAACUCGACGACCUCGAACGAGUCCUGGAACGAGGAGAAGCCGUUCGUCUCGAAGAUACCGACGUUGGGUAAAUCGAGAUUCGUCGACAGCGGCGACGAGAUGGUGGAACUGGACAAGUCGAAGAUGCUGUCCAAGAUUCCAACCACAAGGAACCUUGGUAGAAGGAGCGCCAGCGUGACGGACAUGAAGAAGGCUCUGGAAAAAAUGGAGGUGAACUGUUCGUCCGGUCAACAUCCGAGUCCCGGGACAGGUCAUAACCGAUUCCCGAGCCUGGACAGCAGCAUCGACGAGAAUCUGUCCCCGAUCGGGACGGACAUGGACACGGAUAGAUGUUGCAGCGAACAAUUUGGCAGCAUCAGCUCUUUGGCCAGUAGCACGAGCCUGAUCUCGCAGCAGGAACUGGCGCAAUUGGUGGAGGAGGCGAGCCUCGAGGAAGCUCGAGGCGCUCACGACGUGAUCGUCGUGCUUCUUCAUAAGGAGAACCCCACAGGCAGCGUUGGCAUCACGCUGGCCGGAGGUGCCGAUUGCGAAGUCAAAGAAAUUACGGUCCAUCGUGUGUUGGUGCAUUCCAUAGCGGACAAGGACGGCCGCGUGCAACGAGGAGACAGGAUUCUGAGCAUAAAUGGUAGAAGCACGCGCGAUCUCACGCACAGAGAGAGCUUAACGGUGCUCAAGCAACCUAGGUCGGAAGUCGUUUUGGUCGUUUCUCGUGCAAGGACUGAGGAGGGGUGUAACAAGUUGAAGUCACGAACCGCGAGCGUCGAAACUAUCAUCGAAGGAUUCGAGACGAACGGUGUCGCGGAGGAUACUGCUUGGGGGCCACCCUCCGUUAUAGCGGUAUAUAAAGAUGGCGCUGGUCUGGGAUUCAGUCUCGAGGGGGGCAGAGACAGUCCUCUCGGGGACAGGCCGCUGAUGAUCAAGAAAAUAUUUACCGGAGGUGCUGCUGAGAAGACAGGUGCCUUAAAAGCAGGGGACCAGUUGUUAGAAGUGAACGGUAAUGAUGUAACGCGAAUGUCAAGAAUCGAAGCGUGGUCUCUGAUGAAGAAACUACACGAUGGUGAAGUAAACCUCCUAGUCAGGCACCCUGCCACCAAAUCAUCGUGAACGGUAGUCAAUUAAGGUAAACGUAUCGUGCAAAAAUCGUGAGGAGUACGAUAGAAAAUACGGCUAUAGAAGUGCACGAUCCGUAAUCGACGAACAAACGUAUUUCUAAAUAUAUUACACCGAGACGCUACAAAAUACGUGGAACGAUAUAACGAUAUCUUAACCUGAAAACCGUAACUGUUCGAUUCCCUUGUUGAAACGAUGGAACGAUACAAUUUGUAAUUGUAUCGAUGAUUCUGUAGCGAAUCUCGUGUUUGAAAUUACGUUCUAACGUUAACGAUUCGUUUCGUAUUUUCUUAUUGUUAAAGAAUAACGAAUAUUCUGUUGGAAUGUUACUUAGGAUUUACAUAUCGUGCUUAUAUAAUGAGGUAACGUUAAAUAAUUGUUUGGAUACCUCGGUUUUCAGGGAGAUUUUUUUUUUUUUCUUUUCCUUUUUCAUUUUGUUGCGGUACCCAUCGACUAUAAUUUAUAUCUUCUAGCAUUGUUUUCAAUACAUCUAAUCAUAGUAAAAGGAGGAGCGCUUGUCCUAAUUAGCUAGUAUUAUCCUCCGCUGCGAUCGUAACGAAGAAACAAACAAGCGUGUAUAUCGACAUGCUUCAGUCUCGCAAUUUGUGUGUAUACACGAAAUGUUAUGACGUAAUAGAAGAGAAAGAUUUGUAAAUAAGAAUAAUGUGCAAAAAUUUGAAAUGCAACAGACCUAGAAAAAUGUCACAUGUAAUAUAAAAAAAAAAAAAGAAGAAAUGUUAAUAUAACGCAUUACGUUACUGGAGUAUUUAAAUGUAGACUGACAUUCGUUUCUAGAUUUGCGUUUGUUAAAAAUCGUGCUGUGAUAUGUAUGUGUGUUAAUAAUAAAACUAACAGGCGUUAAAUAAAAAUAAAAAACAAUCCACAGUAACAAAAUAUUUUAAUCUAACAUAGAUAUUUACGAAAUAUUCGAUUAAUCGCUUGAUUCAUUAAUGUUACGUAUGCUUCUCUUCCCUCUUACAUAUUUUCUAUACGCGAUUCACGAAUAGAAAACGCUGCAAUGUAACUUUUCUCGAUAAUAAAUCAUGCAAUCGAACUGCAGAGAUGUGGUGUGGAAUUUUUUUUUUUAAAUCCGGAUUGCUAUUAAUUUUAACAUACAACGGACGAUACGCCUGGUCUCGUAUACGUAAUACUAAAUACCAGAGCUGAACGUAUGGUCCGAAUUUUUCGAUUAUCCGAAUAAUUAAAAAUAUCUGAAUAAUAAUAAGAAAAAA
This is a messenger RNA of Colletes gigas, 8610 nucleotides long. RefSeq lists its product as uncharacterized. NCBI's taxonomy places the organism in Eukaryota, Metazoa, Arthropoda, Insecta, Hymenoptera, Colletidae. The coding region runs from base 344 to 7372 and encodes 2342 amino acids. Gene Ontology annotation, molecular function: protein binding. The record is from RefSeq and is a predicted model, not a curated record. The transcript has 10 exons.